Messenger RNA from Impatiens glandulifera, 1776 nucleotides. Its product is annotated as protein NRT1/ PTR FAMILY 2.11-like. Gene Ontology annotation, biological process: transmembrane transport. The transcript is spliced from 4 exons. Bases 1 to 1776 code for a protein of 591 amino acids. NCBI's taxonomy places the organism in Eukaryota, Viridiplantae, Streptophyta, Magnoliopsida, Ericales, Balsaminaceae. Gene Ontology annotation, cellular component: plasma membrane. The record is from RefSeq and is a predicted model, not a curated record. Gene Ontology annotation, molecular function: transmembrane transporter activity.
AUGGAUCAAAAGAAGGCUAGUAUUGAUGAUGAUCAUCAACUUACACCCAACUACAGAGGAGCAAAAGCUCUUCCUUUCAUAGUAGGAAAUGAAGCAUUUGAGAAAUUAGGUUCAACUGGUAUUGGAGCAAAUUUACAAGUGUAUCUUGUUAAAGUGUUUAAUAUCAAAAAAAUACACGCCGUUUAUAUAUUAAACACUUAUGCUGCCACUUGCGAUUUAGCCACCAUUCCCGGCGCUUUUCUUUCCGACGCUUAUUUUGGCCGCUACACCGUCAUUGCUUUUGCCUCCUUAUCUUCUCUAUUAGGAAUGUUCUUACUAACAUUAACAUCACUCAAAACCUUCCAUCCACCCCACUGUGAAAUAUCACAAUCAACCAAUUGUCAAAACCCUAAUUCAAAACAACUCGCCUUACUCUUCACAUCAUUCUUCCUAUUAACAAUUUCCGCCGGCGGAAUCCGACCAUGCAACCUAGCUUUCGGUGUUGAUCAAUUCAACCCUAAAACCGAAUCCGGGAAGAAAGGAAUAAACAGUUUCUUCAAUUGGUAUUACUUUACAUUUACAUGUGCGGUAAUGAUUGCCUUAACGAUCAUCGUCUACAUCCAGACAAAUAAAAGUUGGCUUAUUGGAUUUUCAAUUCCGACAUUCCUCAUGUUUGUUUCUUGCAUUGUGUUUUUUGCUGGGAAGAGGAUUUAUGUUCGAGUUGUUCCUCAGGGAAGUCCUUUGACUAGUAUUGUUCAAGUUAUUGUUUGCUCUGUAAGAAAAAGAGGAUUGAAGUUAUAUAAAGAAGAUGAUGAUGAAGAUGAUCGUCGACAACCAUGGUCGGAAAUUCAUGAUCAUUUUCCGAUGAUGGAUGGAAGCUUGAAACUUCCUUCUACUGAUCAAUUCAAAUUUCUAGAUAAGGCGGCGAUAAUUACCCCUGACGAUGAAAUCUUACCAGACGGCUCUGCAUCAAAUCCAUGGCGAUUAUCAAGCAUUCAACAAAUAGAAGAAGUAAAAUGCUUAAUAAGAAUUCUCCCAAUUUGGAUUUCAAGCAUAAUCUUCUUCCUAUCAUUAGGCAAUUUAAACAAUUACACAACUUUCCAAGCUUUACAAAGCAAUCGAAAUCUCACAACCAGAUUCAAAAUCCCACCUGGAUCAUACGGCGUAUUCUCCAUGUUAACCCUCACAAUAUGGAUCCCAAUCUACGACAGAAUCGUAAUCCCAAAUCUCAAAAAGAUCACAAAAGAAGAACAAGGAAUUACCCUUCUUCAAAGAAUCGGAAUUGGGAUCUUAAUUGCUUCAAUCACGUUGAUCAUUUCAGGUUUCGUGGAAAAACAGAGACGCGGUUAUGCAAUCACUAAACCGAUUAUCGUCGAGGAUGGAAACAAUGUAUCGUCGUUUUCGGCUCAUUGGUUUAUAAUUCAAAUGUCUUUGGUUGGAUUUGCGGAAGCUUUUGGUAUAAUUGGAUUGAUUGAAUUUAACUAUAAACAGUUUCCGGAGAAGAUGAAGAGUUUUUCAGGAGCGUUUAUGUCGUUGGGAUUUGCGUUUUCGAAUUAUUUGAAUAAUCUUUUGAUUUCUAUGAUUCAUAAGGUGUCUGCCGGCGGUGGCGACGGCGGGGAGAAUUGGUUGGCGGAGGAUCUUAAUAAGGGGAGAUUGGAAUAUUUUUAUUAUCUUAUCGGUGUUAUUGAGAUUUUGAAUUUUGGGUAUUUUCUGGUUUGUUCUAAAUGGUACAAAUACAAAAGGAUUGAAGAAGAUGAAGAUGAUAAUGAAGAGAAGAAAGAACAAGAGAUGGUUUAA